Brachypodium distachyon (stiff brome) is the source of this 4051-nucleotide messenger RNA. RefSeq names its product phosphatidate phosphatase PAH1. Gene Ontology annotation, molecular function: phosphatidate phosphatase activity. The record is from RefSeq and is a predicted model, not a curated record. The coding region runs from base 321 to 3560 and encodes 1079 amino acids. Lineage: Eukaryota; Viridiplantae; Streptophyta; Magnoliopsida; Poales; Poaceae. The transcript has 11 exons.
AACAACCCAGGAAAAUACUCUCUGAAAAAUACCUUACCCUCUGCUCCGGUCCGGCUCAUCCCCUCUUCCUCUUCCUGUCCACCCCAGCGCAAUUGGCUUCCGCCGUCCUUGUUCCACUGAAGCUCGCGCACCACCUCGAAGGUAUCGAUCCCGUCCUUGUUCCCCUCUACUCGCUUGGCCUACCGUGGACUGGAGAUCUAACCGGGCCUGGAUUGAUUUCGUCUGUUGAUUGCAGAAUUGAUGAAACAAUUGAACGAAUCGAGCAACCAGUGUUCGGAUCGGUGACUGUUUGAUGCUGGCGAUCGAGGACUCCUGCAGAAAUGGACGUGGUGGGAAUGGUGGGGCGCGGGGUGGGCCGUGUCCUCUCCCAGGGCAUGUACUCCGUCGCGACGCCCUUCCACCCUUUUGGCGGCGCAGUCGACAUCAUCGUGGUUGAGCAGCCUGAUGGCUCGUACCGCAGCACCCCCUGGUAUGUCCGAUUUGGCAAGUUCCAGGGCGUUCUCAAGGGUGCUGAGAAGGUUGUCACCAUCACUGUCAAUGGUGUGGAAGCCAGCUUCCACAUGCUGCUUGACAACUCUGGCCAAGCCCACUUCAUGCGAGAGCUUGAGCCUGGCAGUGAAGACUCUCGAACAGGUCCAGGAGAAGUUAUCAAUGAGCCUGAAACUCCACUUCGUAGUAAGAGCGAUGGUGAACUUUACAUUGGCACCAAUGACCAGUUGGUUUGCCCGGAGUUGAAUGAGAAUCAGGAGGAAGAAACUGGAGAGGAAUUUGAUUCAUAUGGUUAUAGCAAGCUGGAGGAAGCAGAAGAUUUGACAAAACAAGCUGAUGGGGGCACUUCAGACAUGCUUUUGGUUAGUGUUAAUGGGUGUGUUCUAACUGCUCCCAUUUCUUCAACAGAAGAGAGCAUGGAGGAUGUGCAACUAAGUGAACCACAGUUCCAUUUGGGACCUGGGCAGAGCUCGAGCGGGGACUUCAGCCGCAGUGGCGAGGUGUGGGAAACUGGCAUUUUAGAUGAUAUAUACAUAUCACAGGAAAAGUUGAAGUUUGAUUCUGAACACCCGUCAGAAGUUUCGAAGGAGCUUCAGGAGGUAUUAAUUGAGAAGGAUAAGUCCCAUGAUAUCAGAGUUAAUGAAUAUGAAGUACAGCUUCAGGAGGUAUCAAUUGAGAAGGAUGAGUCACAUGUUCUCCGAGUUAGUGAAUACGAAGCACUCCAUGUGUCAGUUAAUGAAGGUGAGGCUUUUGUUGCAUCAACAAAUGAAGUUGAAGUUCAGGAUAUAUCACAGUCAGGGAACAAUGGUUCGAAUAAUCAAUUUUUGACCUUGGAAGAUGAGGCUCAUGAUAUUUCAGGGAACAACAUUGAGAACCAUCGACCCUUGCCCAACAAAGAUGUGGCUCUUGAUGUCUCAGAGAGUAAGAGUCAGGGCUAUCAAACCUUGACCAAUGAAGAUGAGGCUCGUCAAUUGUUGACCUUGGAAGAUGAGGCUCAUGAUAUUUCAGGGAACAACAUUGAGGAUUAUAAAUCCUUGCCCAAUAAAGAUGUGACUCUUGAUGUCUCGGAGAAUAAUAAUGAGGGUUAUCAAUCCUUGACCAAUGAAGAUGAGGCUCUUGAUGUCUCAGAGGAUAAUAACGAGGGUUGUCAAUCCUUGACCAAUGAAGAUGAGGCCCUUGAUGUCUCGGAGAAUAAUAACGAGGGUUGUCAAUCCUUGACCAAUGAAGAUGAGGCUCUUGAUGUCCCGGAGAACAAGAUUGAGGGUUAUGAACCGUUGACGAAUGAAGAUGCGGCUUGUGACAUCCCACUGGUUCAGGUUGAGGAGGCUUGCAAGUCCCCAGCUAAGAUACACAAGGUUGGUGAUGCCAGCAAUGAGAAUAUUGAGGCUCGAUUAGGGAGAUACGAUACUUUUAGAAGUUGUUUGGAUCUGACAUCACAAGAUGAUGGGGAUUCAGGAACCGAGCCCUUUUCUCCUGAAUUCGAUCAUCAGAGGGAUUCUCAGCUUAGUCUGAGUAACCGCUCUGAUGUUGACAUAGAUCUGGGGGAAGAUGGAAGUGAAAGUGCACACUGUGAUCAUCUAGAUGAAGUUGAUGUUUCAUCAAUUACGUCAGAUAAUAAUAUAACACAAAGCGAAGACAGCUCUCCCCAUUAUGGCAAGGCAUCUGACUUGUCGUACGAAGGAGGUUCUUAUGACAGGAGUAAAGACACCAUCCCUUCUAAAAUUCGUUUGCAUUCAUCCCCAAGAAGCAGUGACAAAGACAAAUUAGGAAGCAUUCCAGAGAACCCAUCUGCUGAAGAGGAACUAAACAAAGAACACCCCCGAGUACAGAAGGGCUUGGGGUUUGAGAUUUCUCUUUGUGGGCACAUGCUACGGCCAGGAAUGGGCCGGACAUCUGCUGAUGAUGUCUUCCAACAACAUCUUGUCCAUGAGGAGGAUUUUAAGUCAUCUGGGCCAUCAAUAAUAAAAAAUGCAAACCUUAUUGUCAAAAUAGGCUGUAACUAUUUUGUAUGGAGUAAAGUUUCUCAUAUUAUUCUUGGGAAGGCUGUAUUUGGUCCAGACUUCAGUGUAGAACCUAUUGAUGCUAUUCCAGUUGAACUCCAGGAAACACCUGGUUCGAGAGAAGAUUCUCUUGGGAUGUCUCCCUCAAGCCGGAGAUGGAGACUUUGGCCCAUUCCAUUUAGGAUAUCAAGAUCCCUUCAACGCAGUAAUAGUGAUUCUUCCGAGGAUAUUUUUCUUGAUACUGAGACUGUCUUGAGUCCAAUGGAUGAACAAGCCCCGGAGAACAAAAAAAACCAGUCACCAAGAAAGCAAUUUGUGCGGACUUUAAUUCCCACUAGUGAACAGGUUGCAUCCCUGAAUCUGAAGGAGGGACAAAACAUCGUAACCUUUAGCUUCUGCACCAGAGUUUUUGGGAAGCAACAGGUUGAUGCACAUAUAUAUGUGUGGAAAUGGAAUGCAAAAAUUGUUAUAUCUGACGUGGAUGGAACCAUCACAAGGUCUGAUGUGUUGGGCCAGGUAAUGCCAUUAGUUGGACGGGAUUGGAGUCAGUCUGGUGUUGCUCGGCUUUUUUGUGCAAUAAAGGAAAAUGGUUAUCAACUAAUAUUCCUUAGUGCUAGAGCUAUUGUCCAGGCAUAUCUGACAAAAAAUUUCCUCUUCAAUCUAAAGCAGGAUGGGAAAGCACUGCCUAACGGACCUGUUGUAAUUUCACCUGAUGGUUUGUUCCCGUCGCUCUACAGAGAAGUUAUAAGAAGAGCCCCACAUGAGUUCAAGAUUGCUUGUCUGGAGGACAUUAAAGCACUGUUUCCUUCCGACUACAAUCCAUUUUAUGCUGGAUUCGGUAACAGAGAUACAGACGAGCUUAGUUAUAAAAAGAUGGGAAUUCCCAAGGGCAAGAUUUUUAUCAUCAACCCGAAGGGUGAAGUAGCGAUCAACAGUUCUGUUGAUGUGAAGUCCUAUACCUCCUUACAUACCCUUGUCAAUGACAUGUUCCCUCCAACAACUCUUGUUGAACAGGAAGACUACAAUUCCUGGAAUUACUGGAAGGUUCCAUUGCCAGACGUUGAUUUGUAGUGUAUCUUUGACAAAUGCAGCAGUAGACACAAGUAGUCACCUCCAGGCUCCAGCAUAACAGGAAAGUUCGUGUACACUAGUUCUCAAGCGCCACAGCAGAGUUCUGUCCAACUUGUAAAGCAUCUCAGGAGUUUCCAGAUGUACUGUUUUGAUCGCCGUUGCAAAAGUUCCAGUUUUCUUUGCUCCAGCGCAGUUCUGUCACGAUCAUUCAUCUUUUAGGUAGUGAUCUGAUUGACGUUGUUGUGGAACUUAUUGCCAUGUGUAGAGGCCGAGGCUCUUGGCAUCCUCAAUUGACAACGAGAUAACAUGAGUGUUGAUCUGUUAUCAGCAGCUGGUAGCCUAGCCUGCAUUACUUUCCUUAUUCCCGUAGCUGCAGCUUGUCUGUCAAUUAGAUGAAUCCUGGUACAAGAAAGCAACUGGAAACAGAAACUAUCAAACACGCUGUAUGUUGUACGUGGAAAUAGAAAUAUGAUUCUGCAUUUCUUGCGCCA